AUGCUGCGGCUUGUCGUGGAGUCGGCCAAGAUCAACCCGCCCCUCACCCCCGCCCCCAGACCCUGCAUGACCGUCUACUUCAGAGAUAUCAAGAAGAGAACUCGUGAGGCGGAAGGGAAUAACCCCACAUGGAACGAGACCCUAAUCUGGCACCUCUGGAACCGCCCCCUGAAAAAUGACUCCUUCCUGCAAAUCAUCCUUCGGGACAUGGGCUCAAUGAAGAAAGAAAGGUUCAUUGGCCUGGCCACAAUAAUGCUCACGCCCUUGGUGAAAAAACCUAGUGAAGUCCUUUUCGUGAAGGACCUGACCCUGCUCAACCAUUCUAUGAAGCCCACAGACUGCACUGCUACCCUACAGGUGGCCCAUAUGACCAACCACGAUAUUGACAAGACAGGGGACGAAGACCUUCUGGGCAUAACUACACGAGAAGCCGUCAAGCAAAAACUGAUGGUUCCUGGCUCUGCCAUGCCCAAGGCUCUGUCCUCAAAGCCUGAACACUUUCAGGUCCGAGUGAAGGUGUUUGAAGCCCGACAGCUCAUGGGCAACAACCUCAAGCCCGUGGUGAAGGUGGUCAUUGGAGGCCAGCAACACCACACACGGAUCAAGAUGGGAAACAACCCUUUCUUCAACGAGAUCUUCUUCCAGAAUUUUCAUGAGGUUCCUGCAAAGUUCUUCGAUGAGACCAUCUUAAUCCAAGUGAUGAAUUCCUCGGUGAUGAGAUUUAAUGCAGAGAUCGGGAGAUUCCAAACAGAUAUUGGGUUUAUCUACCAUUAUCCAGGUCACACACUCCUGAGGAAGUGGUUAGGCCUCUGCCAGCCAAAUGAACCCAACAGUGGUGUGAGAGGCUACCUGAAAGUCACCAUCUGUGCCCUCGGUGUGGGAGACCAGGCCCUGGUAGAUCAAAAGCUUCCCUAUGGGGCUGAUGACACCGCUACCCCAAUCUUCAAGUCAACGGUGGUCCCAGUCAACAUGGCCUACUUACAGUUCUUCAUCUACUGCGCGGAGGACCUUCAUCUCAAGAAACACUAUUCAGUAAGUCCUAUGUUGGAGGUGGAACUAAUUGGGGAAAAGCUCAAGACAAACGUGCAGACCAAAACUGAGAACCCGAUAUGGAACCAGAUCUUGACCUUCCAGAUUCAGCUGCCCUGCCUCUCCAGCUACAUCAAGUUCAGAGUCUUGGACUGCCCCAAGAACAGUUGCCGGGAUGAGAUCGGGACUGUCAGCCUGUCCCUCAACCAGAUUUCAUCCACUGGAGCAGAAACAGAAGGAAUGUACUCUGGCUUCCUACCCUGCUUUGGCCCCAGCUUCCUGACUCUCCGUGGGGGUAAAAAGGCCCCUUUCAGGAUCCAGGAAGAAGGCUCUAUUAUUCCCAACUCUGUUAAGGAUGGUUUAGCUUAUCGAGGCCGAGUCUUCCUGGAGUUAAUCACACACAUCAAGUCCCAUCAAGACUCUAGGAUAAAGGAUCUCUCCAGUGAAGUGACCAGUGUAGAGAAGCACCAGAACCGCCAAAAGUAUGGGCUGUGCGUCAUCUUCCUUUCCUGUACCAUGAUGCCCAACUUUAAGGACCUGAUCCAAUUCGAGGUCAGCAUCGGCCACUACGGAAACAAGAUGGACCAGAACUACAAGCCUCUCGUCUCAACCACACAGUACAGCCCAGUGAUAUAUGAUGGGAACAUCUACCAUUACGUGCCCUGGUACAACACCAAGCCAGUGGUGGCCGUGACUUCCUACUGGGAGGACGUCAGCUUCCGCAUGAACUGCCUCAACCUCCUCCACUUCACUCGGGACCGCCUGAAAGCCAAUCUAGACACCCUGAAAUCCAUGAGGAAUCCGAGGGACCCAGCUCUGCUGCCCCAGUGGGAGAAACUGCUGAGGGAGCUGGCGGAGGACUGCAAGCGCCCUCUGCCCUGCAUGACGGAUCAGCCCAAAGCCACCGAACUGGACAAGAAGAGGUGGCAGCUCCGCAGUGUCCUCCUGCAGGAACUGGCCCAGAAGGCCAAGGAGGCCAAGCCCAGGGACAUGGUGGCCACCGUGGAGGGCUGGCUGUACCGCCUCAACGCCGUGCUCCCCGAGCCCCAGAUGAGCCUCCCGGACGUGACGAUCUGGCUGAUGUCCAAGGAGCAGCGAGUGGCCUACGCGCAGGUGCCCGCCCACAGCAUCCUGUUCUCCCGGACAGGGGCCCCGCACUCUGGCAGUUUCUGUGGGAAGACACAGACCCUCCUCCUGCAGUACCCAGAGGGUGAAGGACAGAAGAACACGCUCCCGGCUCACCUCCGGGUCUGCAUGUGGCUCGGCAACGUCACGGACAGCAGGGACCUGCAGCUGCUCCGCCAGGGCGAAGUGGUCGUGUACGCGGAGACGUACGAGAACCAGGCCAAGUAUAAAGACCAGUGGGGGCAGCAGGGGCUGUACCGGUGCCCCAAAUUCUCGGACGUCAUGGGGCACAAGGCCCUCCCCAAGGAGGAUUUCAAGGCACCCCACGGAUGGCACUGGCAGGGGCAGUGGACAGUGGAGCCUCAGAGGAGACUCCUCCUGGACACAGACAUCAACAAGAGCCAGGUGCUGGAGGAAGUGUACGAAAACCAGCACCGCGACACCACGGGGGCCUGGGUGCCAGCGGCCAUCCCCAACACGGAUAUGGACGGACAGCCCGUGGAGGCCCGGGAGAAUGUGAGGUGCCCCCAAGGCUGGCACGUUAGGAAGAACUGGACUGUGGAGCUGAACCACGCGGUGGAUGAUGAGGGUUGGGAGUACGGAGUGGGGAUCCCGCCGUCGGGCCUGCCCCGGGUCUGGAACUCAGUGGAGAAGACCUACUACACGUGCCGCCGCCGGCGCUGGGCGCGCAUGCGCUACCGGAACCAUGGGAAGCUGAGCCACGAGCAGGAGACUCUGUCCUUCCUGCAGCUGCACCACCCCAGCCUGGUUGAGGAGGAGCAGGGCUGGGAAUAUGGCACAUUUGGCUCCAAGUUCCACCUGAACCCUCAGCCGCAGAGCCGGUUCCGCCGCCGCUGCUGGCACCGCAGGCUGGCCCCCAACAGGCACAAGGGCAUUGCACCCAUAUUCCUUCUGGAGGGAUCCUUGGGUAUGGAUCUGAAAGAGCAGGCUGAGAAGGAAGGGGACAGGACGCCAUCACGGGGUCUGAGCAAAAUGUUCAGGGACUCCUGGAGGCCUGCCCCAGAGGACACCCACCCACCCAACCUGCCCUUCAUCUACUGCAUCUUCAACAAGCCCCACUACUACCAGCUUUUCUGCUACAUCUACCAGGCCCGGAACCUGAUGUCCAACCAGAUCCAUUCCUUCCAGGAGCCCUUCAUUCGGCUGGUCUUCUUGAACCACAGCCAGUGCACCCAAACCCUGAGGAGCUCUGCAGCCCCUACAUGGGCCCAGACACUCAUCUUCCAGCACCUCCUUCUGUAUGAGAACCCCCAGGACACCAAAGAGAGCCCACCACUCGUGGUGUUAGAACUGUGGCAGCGGAACUCCCAGGGCAAGGAGAGCUUGUGGGGACGGAGCAUGUGGUCCCCGGUGGUCUGGCUGGAUGUCCAAAACCGGAUCCUGCCCCCUAUGAGGUGGCACCCCCUUGUAAAAGAGUUGGAGGAGGAAGAGGGCGAGAUCUUGGCAUCCUGUGAGCUGAUCCUUGAGACUGAGAGUCUCAGAGAGAAACUGCCACUCUUAAGUGUUCCUUGGAAGAAUGGGGUCUACACACUCCCCAAGAGUAUCCAGCCCACGCUAAAGAAAAUGGCUAUUGAGAUCCUGGUCUGGGGCCUUCGGAACAUGAAGCAGGUGCGCUCCCCUCAGCUCCUGGUAGAAUGCUGGGAGGAGUCCCUGCAGACAGAACCCAUCAGGGACUUCCAGACCAACCCCAACUUCACCGAGUCAGUCCUCUUCCUCACGCUGUUCAUGCCUACGGAGGAGGCCUACGUGCUGCCCCUCAUGUUGAAGGUGGUGGACAACCGGGACUUUGGCCAGCAGACCGUGGUGGGUCAGGCCAGCGUCGACUCCCUACAGCCCUACUUCUGUGACCCCUGGGCUCGGGACUACGUGCCUCCAUGGCGUCCAAUGCUGUCUGUGAACAAGUACCAGGAGCUCCUAGGUUACCUCUAUGAAAAGUUCUGGUUCAAGUCCAGCAAAGGCGAGGAUGAAUACGAGCAUGAAGUGGAUUGGUGGAGCAAGCUGUUCUGGGCCACAGGCGAUCUUCAGAAGCCCCUCAAGUACAAGGACAAAGACUACCACACCCUGAAGGUGUAUGACUGCGAGCUGGAGGCUGUGCCCGACUUCCAAGGCCUGCAGGACUUCUGCCAGACCUUCAGACUUUACCAGGAACAGCCCAAGUUGGACAGCCCUGUGGUGGGUGAGUUCAAGGGCCUUUUCCGCGUCUACCCCUUUCCUGAGAAUCCAGAAGCCCCCAAACCCCCUCACCAGUUUUUGGUUUGGCCUCAGAAAGAGGACUUUCCUCAGCAGUGCUUGGUGCGAGUGUAUGUGGUACGAGCAAUCAACCUGCAGCCGCAAGACACCAAUGGCCUGUGUGACCCUUAUGUGAUCCUGAAACUGGGACAGACAAAGCUUGGCAACCGAGACAAGUACCAGCCCAACACCUUGGAUCCCAUCUUUGGCAUGAUGUUUGAACUGAGCUGCACCAUCCCCCUGGAGAAGGACCUGGAGAUCCAGCUAUAUGACUUUGACCUGUUGUCACCUGAUGAUAAGAUCGGAGCCACAGUCAUCGACCUUGAAAACCGACUCCUCUCUGGCUUUGGAGCUCGUUGUGGGCUCUCCAAAUCCUACUGCCAGUCAGGGCCCUUCAGGUGGCGGGAUCAGAUGCCCCCAAGCUUCCUCUUGGAACGCCACGCCAAGCAGAAAGGACUGCCUCCGCCUCUAUUCAACCCUGAGGACGACUCUGUUUUUUACAAUGGGAAAAAAUUCAAACUGCAAAGCUUUGAGCCCAAGCCCCCUACCACUCAUUAUUUGGGACCUAAGAAAGAACGCCUUGCACUGUACCUCCUGCACACCCAGGGGCUGGUACCUGAGCACGUGGAGACCCGCACGCUAUACAGCGACAGCCAGCCAGGCAUUGACCAGGGAAAGGUGCAAAUGUGGGUGGACAUCUUCCCCAAGAAGCUUGGGCCUCCUGGCCCCCCAGUCAACAUCAAGCCCAGACAGCCUAAAAGGUAUGAGCUGCGCUGCGUCAUCUGGAAAACUGCCCAGGUGGACCUGAAGAGUGACACUUUAAGUAUGGACAACAUAAGCGACAUCUAUGUCAAAGGGUGGUUAUUCGGGCUAGAGAAGGACAUGCAGAAGACAGAUGUCCACUACCGCUCCCUGACUGGGGAGGGCAACUUCAACUGGCGGUUCAUCUUCACCUUGGACUACCUGAUGGCAGAGCAUGUGUGCGUCCUGAGCCAGAAGGACUACAUAUGGAGCCUGGAUCCCACGGUGAUGAAGUUCCCAGCCCGGCUCAUCAUCCAGGUCUGGGAUAAUGACAUCUUCUCCCCUGAUGACUUCCUAGGGGUCCUGGAGCUGGAUUUGUCUGACAUGCCCCUCCCGGCCCGGCACGCCAAGCUAUGCUCCAUCAGGAUGAUGGAUGCUGACCCCAAGUGGCCCUACUUCCUCCAUCACAAGCACUUCUCCCUCUUUAAGAAGAAGACUGUAACCGGCUGGUGGCCUUGCCAGGUCCUCGAUGGUGGCAAAUGGCGCUUGUCGGGUAAAGUGAAGAUGACUCUGGAGAUUCUGUCCGAGAAGGAGGCCUUAAUCAGGCCAGCAGGACGAGGCCAGUCAGAACCCAACCAAUACCCUACACUUCAUCCUCCCCUACGCAGCGACAGCUUGUUCCUAUGGCUUCGGUCACCUAUUAAAAACUUCCUCCGUGUUUUGUGGAAACGCUACCGCUUCAAAAUCAUAGCCGUCUCAAUCAUAUUGAUUAUAGGGCUCAUGCUGUUCAAGUUUAUCUAUUCAGCUCCGAACUAUUUGGCUAUGAGCUGGAUCAAACCUGAACUUCGGAUGAAUGCUCCCAUUAACAUAUUCGCCAAUAUCAUUAAUUCACCAAACACCAGCAAUGCCAACUCUUCUAUCCUCACCACCCAGCAUCUGAACCUAAAGCCUACAACACGCCAUGAGUUGAAACUCCUCCAGGGACCCAUGAAUCACCUGCGAGAUAUUUUUCCAGAACUUCCAGUCCCGCAAGACUAAUUCGCUCACAUUUGCCUGGCUUUCUCCUGACCACCACCAGCCCUACCCUUGGGCUUCCCACCAGUUCCUUGUUUCUCUCCUCUAGGACAUAUGCAAGGGGCUAGGGAUAUUCUGGCUAUUAUGUUCAGAAACCCCUUCAACAAGAAGGGCAGAGUUGUAAUUUUCCACUGAAAUAAACAAUUUUUGUA
Molecule: messenger RNA, 6371 nt
Organism: Ceratotherium simum simum (southern white rhinoceros)
Lineage: Eukaryota; Metazoa; Chordata; Mammalia; Perissodactyla; Rhinocerotidae
Gene: FER1L5
Product: fer-1 like family member 5
Biological process (GO): plasma membrane organization; membrane fusion
Cellular component (GO): membrane
Source: RefSeq, a predicted model, not a curated record